Messenger RNA from Lethenteron reissneri (Far Eastern brook lamprey), 2830 nucleotides. It is a transcript of the gene XPNPEP3, whose product is annotated as X-prolyl aminopeptidase 3. Gene Ontology annotation, cellular component: mitochondrion. Gene Ontology annotation, molecular function: metalloaminopeptidase activity; manganese ion binding. Gene Ontology annotation, biological process: proteolysis. NCBI's taxonomy places the organism in Eukaryota, Metazoa, Chordata, Hyperoartia, Petromyzontiformes, Petromyzontidae. The record is from RefSeq and is a predicted model, not a curated record.
CAUGACCCCGAGGGGCCGGGCUCGCGUCACGUGACCGGUACCGGGCUGCUCUUCCUCUACCUCUCUCGCCCCCCCAUCUCGCGGUUUUCUCCUCGUUCCGCCUUGUGUGGGGGGGGGGUCCCCUCUCCCAAACACUUUUCGUCGUCGUUGCUGCAUCGUCGCACUGUCAACUCGCCGCCAAGCGCGCCAUGGCGCCCGUCUUCCCGUGCCGGGCCGCGCUGAGCGCGCGCCGCGCCAACGAUGCAGUGCGGAAUCUGAGGGCCUGGCUUCCGCAGACGCGGUGGUUCUGUCGGAGCGUGACGAGCGGACAGCCUGAGGGAGCCUCCAGCCCACAGCUGAGGGGACGGUACCUGGGUCAGCCGGCACCUCACACGCACCCUCAUCUACUGCAGCCGGGGGAGGUGAUGCCAGGGUUCACGCGCGAGGAGUUUGCUCUGCGGCGGCACCGGCUGAUGGCAGCAGUGCAGGCGGAGUCGCCAGGCAGCGUCGUCCUGGUGCCUUCCAACCCGACGUGCAUCAUGACCAACGACAUCCCCUACCCCUUCCACCAGCACAGCGACCUGCUGUACCUUACCGGCUUCCAGGAACCCGACAGCUUGCUGCUGCUGCUGCCCAGACGAGGUGGGGCGACUGCGGCUACCCACAAGGCCGUGCUGCUGGUGCCUCCGCGCGACGCGACGCGGGAGCUUUGGGACGGGCCGCGCUCAGGCCCGGACGGUGCGGUGGCCCUCACGGGCGUGGACGAGGCCUUCCCGUUGCAGGAGUUGUCACGCGUGUUGGCGCAUGCCGGCGAACCCCCCACGUGGUGGUACUACCCGCACGGGGACCCCCCGCACCCGGAGAUGCACGAGCGGCACGUGGGGCCAAUGCUGGCGACAGCGGCGGCGCAGGGCCGCGUUCGCUCGCUGCGUAAACACGUGGCCGCGCUGCGCCUCGUCAAGUCGCAGGCGGAGGUGCGCGUCAUGAAGGCUGCUGCGGAGAUCACGGCGCAGGCGAUGGUGGAGACGAUGCGAGCGAGCUCCCCGCCUGUGGACGAGGCAUUCCUCUACGCCAAGUUUGAGUUUGAGUGCCGAGCCCUUGGAGCUGAGAUCCUCGCGUACCCCCCCGUGGUGGCUGGAGGGAACCGCGCCAACAUCCUGCACUACGUGAAGAACAACCAGAUCAUACAGGAUGGAGAGAUGGUGCUGCUGGAUGGAGGCUGUGAGCUUCACGGCUACGCGAGUGACGUCACCCGCACCUGGCCCGUGUCGGGCUGCUUCUCGGGACCCCAAGCGGAGUUGUACGAGGCCGUCCUGGACGUGCAGAAGCUGUGCCUGCGUGGGUGCCGUGCGGGCUCCACCAUGGAGGGCCUCUACUCCCUCAUGCUGCUCCAGCUCGGCCAACGGCUCCAGGGACUCGGCAUCCUCGACGGCGGCCUCGCCCCCGGCGCCGCCGCCAAGGCGGCACGGCAGUACUGCCCGCACCACGUAGGCCACUACCUGGGCAUGGACGUGCACGAUACUCCGGACGUGUCGCGCAGCAUCGCCCUGCAGCCUGGCAUGGCCAUCACCAUCGAACCUGGCCUGUACAUUCCCCGCGCGGACGAGUCUGUGCCCGCACGCUUUCGGGGCCUGGGCGUGCGCGUGGAAGACGACGUCGUGAUCACGGAGGCCGAGCCGCUCGUGCUCUCCUCCUCCUGCCCCAAGGAGCGGCGCCACAUCGAGGACAUCGUCGCCAAGUGACCGGGCCAGAGAAGCGGCGCGGCAUCUUUGCCUGCUGUUGUUGUUUUGCUUAGAGAGGCGCACGGUCCGGGCCCUGCAGCCGCCCGCCCCCGUUAACACCGCGCCGGGCGCGUUGACGACGAAACGCGGCCACCAUCUGCUUCACAGCGGACGGUUAAAGUAGCGGCGGCGUCGUUCGAAAACAGUGUUAGGCCGCUUGUGCCGGCUUCGCACCUCGGUGGAUGACGUCGGUGGAGGCUUUGGUUGAAAGGCAGGCGGCAGCGAGGUGAGAUUCAAAGUCUCGGCUUGAAGAUAAGCCGGGGAAGUUGCGCCGUGUGAAAUGGAGGUCAACGGCUUUUAAGAUAGGUUUGUCACUUGAUUAGGGUGGUGAAGUUUGGCCAAAUAAGCACCACGACCCACGCGGCGUGGGGAGGCUUUCAUCAAGCAGUGGUUUUUGACAAAAGUGUUGCGCUCGUUCCUUGUUUUGGAUUGAACGAUUGACAUCCCUCUGCCUCGUUUCAAGAAUUAUUUUAACUUUGCGGUAAAUGGGUGCUCCCCUCGUGGCUACAGGGGUGACGUGAACUCAUCGCGUGCAACACAUACGAGCCGAAAUAUAUUUAUUCCUACACGGUUUGAUGCCUGUAUAUUGGGAGCUUAAGAAACGAUAUAAACCGAUGAAUUUAUGCAUUGUUCCACCCCGAGUGCCAUAUCUGAAAUCGCUAAACUUUAAAUUUGCCCAGGUUUAGCAAACAGUAUCGGGCCGGUAAUCUCUUGUGCCCAUUUUAGGUCACCGAUCUCCUGCACUGAAUUAUGGUCCCCCUCUUUGCGAAAGCUGCAAAAUUAUUUUGCGAGUUCACUGCCGUGGAAGAAACACAGCAUUCUGCUUACACCACAGUUGAUGUUGACGAAGGUGGGCGGAGGCAGCAAAGCAAACCUCGUUAAAGAGGAGAGGGACAUUUGAGACACGGCGCGGAGAGAAAUACUCGACAGGCGAAGUCACCUCUCCUCUUAGGGAUCGGCGAUCCAGACAGCCUCAUUGUUGCGUAGGAUAAUACUGGUAGGAACCUCCUGGUUACACCAGCCCACAGGGGAUUAUUGUGUCCGUCCGUCAGUCGUGCAUCUAAAAAUGG